GAGAGCGAGAGAGAGAGAGAAAGAGAGAGAGAGAGAGAGAGAGAGAAUAUUCACAUCUUACUGAUUCACUGGUCGCUGCAGUUUAUCAACACUGUAUUGAGAGCCAGAAAAACAGAAAGAGAGAGAGGUGUUAAGACAAACAGGACAGACAGAAGUGGACACUGACUUAAUAGAGAGAGAGAGAAAGCAGGACACAGUGACCACAGCGAACUCAGAGGGCUAUAGGUACCACACAAGAAGAAGUUGGACAAACAGACAAAGGAAGUCCAUCAAACCAUGGACGAUGUAUCACUCCACCAGGAGGAUUCUGGGAACGAUGCAACAGCCAACCAGAUAGAGGACAACAACAACAAUCAGACAGAGAGAGAAGCUCCAGUCCAGGAGUGUGACCCCCCGAAGAGAGAGCACCUGGCGGAGGACACAGUGGAAGGUCAUAGGGUCAAGUCAGGGGCUAAUAGGGUGAAAACUCCAGAACAGGCAACAGGGGCUAGCAUUGAAAACAUAGAGGAGUCUCAGACUGUAACCGACGCCAAUGAGGUUAAUGGUGAAGAGGCUUGUAAGGGUGAGGAAGGGCCGUGUCAUGGUGCAGACACCGGAGAAACAGAAGACCCCAAAUUGGUGAAAGGAGAGGGGGAAAGUGAGAUGGAGGAGCACAAGAAUGGAAAGGGGCAAGAGGUGGUCAAGAAUGGAGAGAUUGAGAAAAAGAAAGAGGAGCUGAAAGAGGACAAAGAGAAGGGGGGAGAAAAUAAUGCCAAGAAAGAGGGGAAGGGGGGGAAAAUAGAAAAGAGAAAAGGAGAUGAAGAGAAGAGGAAAGACAGAAAAAUAAAGGCAGGGAAGGGAGAGGGAGAGGCAGGGAAGGGAGAAGCAGGGAAGGGAGAGGCAGGGAAGGGAGAGGCAGGGAAGGGAGUGGCAGGGAAGGGAGAGGCAGGGAAGGGAGUGGCAGGGAAAGGAGAUGGAGAGGCAGUGAAGGGAGAGGAAGGGAAGGGAGAGGGAGGGGAGGCACCAGAGAACAAGAGCAAACCAGUAAAAGAAAAGGAAGGGGCGGGAGGAGGAAAGGUUAAAGAGAAAAGCAAGGAGGUGGAGAAGCAAGGGAAGACCAAAAGAAAGAGUGUCUUGAAUCCCACCGCCUCUACCCCAUCCUCUGCAGCCCCCUCUGUGAUCCGACCCCGGAACUCUGCCCGCUCUGCCCGGAUGUCCAGAAAAAAUGACAUCAUAGCAAAGUUCCAGCAAAAUGCACCUGAGACACCGGUUGUCCGCAACUUCAAACUUCAGAGAUCAUCUAUGGCUGUGGCAAGUGGGGCAUCAAUCAAACAGAAAGUGCUUUCAUGGUGUGCCAACAAAACACGCAACUAUGAGGGCGUUUCCAUAGAGAACUUCUCAUCUUCAUGGUGUGAUGGGCUGGCGUUCUGUGCACUCAUCCAUCGCUUCUUCCCAGAUGCUUUUGACUUCUCAGCCCUGAAGGCAUCUGAGAAAGAGAAGAACUUCACCCUGGCCUUCAACACAGCAGAGACCAUGGCUGACUGCUACCCCCUGUUGGAGGUUGGUGAUAUGCUCCUGAUGGGGAACAGACCAGAUCCUAUGUGUGUGUUCACCUAUGUCCAGGCUCUUUGUCACCACCUCUCCAAAAUAGAGAAGGAGAAGAAGGACAAGGAAGAAAUGGAGAAGAAGGACACAGCAGAGGAAAAGAAGAGUGAAAAGAUGACCGACGGAGAGGUAGAAACCACUACAGAGAAGAAAGAGGAGGAGAGUGUGGGAGGGGAGAACAAAGGAAAAGAUGGGAAAGAGAAAGAAAGCGAGGAGAGCUCAGCGGUGGAGGGAGAGAAAGAGAGAGAGGAAAGAGAAGUUGUAGUGUUAGUUGAAGGGCAGGCUUAAGCUAACGCUAAAGGUACAUUGAAAAGACCAAAGGAGAGAGAUUCAGAGAGAUUAAGAAAGACUUAAGCUACAUCAUGAAGUAGAGUCUUACAGUGUUCAACGCGAUUGUGUGUGUAGCGUAUAUGAGCAUCAUUUCUUAAAGAGUGACACAUUACCACUGUGUAUUCAAAAGCUGGCUUUGUGAAGGUUUGGAAUUAUGCUCAGAUUCCAACAAUGUGUGUCAAUUGUAACCUGUUGUGAUAUUUUAAACAUGAUUUAACAUGCUGUGUUUUGGAACUUUGCGCAGAGGAACAUUAAACGUCAGUGUGUAUUA
Messenger RNA from Oncorhynchus mykiss (rainbow trout), 2185 nucleotides. Lineage: Eukaryota; Metazoa; Chordata; Actinopteri; Salmoniformes; Salmonidae. The record is from RefSeq and is a predicted model, not a curated record.